AUGACGCCCGUUGGUGCGGCACUCUGGCGUAAACUGCGCGUCCAUCAAGUGUAUGGCGCGAAUACAGACGUUGGCAAAACAAUAGUGUCGACGCUUUUGGUAAAAGCUUUGUCGGAGAGGAGCAAGGCGGGAUUCUUGAAGCCUGUAUCAACUGGUCCAUUAGGUGAGGCAGAUGAUAGGCACGUGAAACAAUUCACAGAUGGCAGCAGCAAUGUGUUGACAAAAUGUCUGUACCAAUUUGGUGAGCCAGUCAGUCCACAUAUUGCUGCACAAUCCAGUCAGCGACCCGAUGAUAAUGAAAUCCUAAGCUCCGUACAUACUGUGCUAUCAUCCUGGUCUGCAAAAGGGGUCAAAAAUGCCUUGGUUGAGACUGCAGGAGGUGUGCAUUCUCCUGGACCCAAUUCGACCAGUCAGGCAGAUCUGUAUCGCCCUUUGAGACUGCCUAUAGUGCUUGUCGCUGACUCUCGCCUUGGUGGUAUUUCGUCGUCAAUUUCCGCGUAUGAGUCACUAGUCAUACGAGGAUAUGAUAUCCAUUCCGUUCUUUUGUUUCAGGAUGACUACUAUCAAAACCACGAAUACCUUAAAUCCUACUUCUCGAAGAAAGAUAUUCCUAUUCUAGCUUUUCCGAAACCCCCACCGCGUCCUAGAGGGAAUAUGACUCCUGACGCUCAAGCCGAAGACCAGCAGGUAAUGAAAGACUAUUACAGAUCACUUCAAAGUGAUCUAAACCUGGAUUCGUUGUUAAGAAGUAUGGAGGAAAAAUGCGAGCAGCGUAUUGAGAAUCUAGACAAGAUGGCCGCACGUGCACAUGAAGCCAUCUGGUACCCUUUUACACAGCACCAAGGAAUGGAGUCAAAAGAUAUAACGGUAAUUGAGUCUGCCUAUGGCGAUUAUUUCCAGACACUCAAAUCAUCAACGAACACUGAAGUUGACGAUGAAAGCCAAGUGCUACGGCCAACAUUUGAUGGCUCUGCCUCCUGGUGGACACAGGGUUUAGGUCACGGAAGCCCAGAGUUGGCUCUUACAGCAGCACAUGCAGCCGGCAAGUAUGGACAUGUGAUGUUUGCUGGCACUGUUCACAAACCGGCCCUGGGUCUUGCCGAGCUGCUUCUACAGAGUCUGGGAAAUCAAAGGUUGCGAAAGGUUUUUUAUACUGACAAUGGCAGUACUGGAAUGGAAGUUGCUAUUAAAAUGGCUCUUCGGGCAUCUUGUGUGCGAUAUGACUGGGACUCAUCUACAGAAGAGAUCAAAAUCCUUGGACUGAAAGGAAGUUAUCAUGGAGAUACUAUUGGCGUGAUGGACUGUUCCGAGCCUUCGACAUACAAUAAAAAGGUUGAGUGGUACAGAGGGAAAGGAUAUUGGUUCGACUAUCCAACGGUUGGAAUGAAGGGCGCCAGAUGGCAUGUGACAGUCCCACAGGUGCUCAUACAGGAACUUGGUGAAGGAGAGGAUUUCAAUUCAUUGAAUGAAGUAUUCGAUCUCGACGGGAGGCUUCGAUCUUUGGCUGGGAAAAGGUAUACGAGAUUCAUUAAGGAAACUCUCAAUAGACUGGUACAUAAGGAAGGGUUCAAAUUCGGGGCAUUGAUUAUGGAACCCGUUAUUCUGGGAGCAGGAGGCAUGCUUUUUGCUGACCCUCUCUUCCAGCGUUGUCUGAUAGAUGUGGUGCGGUCAACCCCCGAUUUGUUCGGAUCUACUUCAGUACCUACGGAAACAACCACCAACUGGGCCGGAUUACCAGUCAUCUUCGACGAAGUAUUCACUGGCCUUUAUCGCCUUGGCCGACGGACAUCUGCCUCUUUUCUAGCCGUCGAUGCUGAUAUAUCUGUUCACGCAAAACUCCUCACUGGUGGUUUAAUUCCCUUAGCGGUAACACUUGCCAGUAAGGAGAUCUUUGACGCCUUUUUGAGCUGUGAAAAGAGCGAUGCUCUCCUUCAUGGACACAGUUAUACAGCGCAUCCUAUAGGCUGCCACGUUGCGAAGACAUCGCUGAGGAUGAUGAUGGAAAUGGAAAAUCGAGGUGAUUGGAACAGCUUUCAGAAGCUGUGGCAGACAACCCGGACAUCAAGCAAGACAACCGGCCAUCCCGUAUGGAGUCAUUGGUCUUUAAAAUUGAUUCAAGAUUUAAGUUACGCGAAAAAUGUAGAAAGCGUCUUUGCAAUCGGGAGCGUCUUUAGUAUCUCAUUGCACGAUGAAACCGGACAAACAGGGUACACAUCAACAGCAGCCAAAGGGUUGCAACAGAAACUCGCUCUUGGCGAAAGCGGUCUUGCAAGUUUCAAUGUGCACUCAAGGGUACUUGGUAAUGUGCUUUAUCUCAUGGCAAGCAUGAAAUCUACACCUCGUGAUUUGAGUAGGAUCGAGAGUCUACUGCGCCGUGCUUUGCUAGGGUAA
Molecule: messenger RNA, 2391 nt
Organism: Talaromyces marneffei
Lineage: Eukaryota; Fungi; Ascomycota; Eurotiomycetes; Eurotiales; Trichocomaceae
Exons: 5
Coding region: 1-2391 (796 amino acids)
Biological process (GO): biotin biosynthetic process
Cellular component (GO): mitochondrion
Molecular function (GO): pyridoxal phosphate binding; ATP binding; magnesium ion binding
Source: RefSeq, a predicted model, not a curated record